Messenger RNA from Racocetra persica, 249 nucleotides. The record is from the annotation of a GenBank genome assembly. Lineage: Eukaryota; Fungi; Glomeromycota; Glomeromycetes; Diversisporales; Gigasporaceae.
AAAAGCGAAAAAAUAAAGGCAAAGAACCCGCCUCAAGAUCUACAUCACGAAAAAAACCUAAAACCCAAAAAUUAAAUGAUGAAAAAAGUGAAGAUUUAUUUCCUACAUCAACAUCUACUCCUGCAACACAAGAACAAAACAACUAUAUCGAAUGGGAAAAUAAAAAACUUGAAUUACAGCGAAAAAAUUUAGAAAUUCUUAAAGAAGAAAUUGCAUUGCGGGAAAAACUCAAUAGUUUAAAGCAAUUAA